AAGGCCCUGUCACGGUUGGACAGCACAUGGUAAACCAACUUAGGUCACUAAGCACCCAGACAAUUACUUUGCAGUCACACUUUCAUACAUAUCGUUUAGUAACACUGUUACCAAAUAUACCACAUUACUUCAGUUUAGUUUAGUCAGUCCAGUUUAUUUAUUUCAGUCAUUUCUGAUUUACAACAAACCAUGUUACUUAACCAUUACCUCAACCUCAUUCUCCUCUCCAGUCCCUGGGUCUGAACCAGAGCUGAAGCAAAGUGCUGCCUCAUAUAGGGCCUACAGCAAUCACACACAGGUGUGCUGAGGGUGGGAGAAACCAUGUGUCUGGGUCAUAGGUGAGAUAAAUGUUCUAGUUGGAAAUGUGUGUAAGUUUUGAUGUCUUUCAAAGUGAGAUAAGUGAUUUGUUGAAUAAUCAGUUAUUUGGGUAUUUGUUUAUUGUAGAAACUAGCAGUGACAUUCUCGAUUCAUGUACAUGGUAACGUAUUGGAAAGGUAAUUGAGGCAAUUAAGAGUUGGUAGCUCUAGUGGGAGGGGCUUAACACAUAUAAGCCUCUCGCCACUUAAGCGUGGGGGGAGUCUGAGGGUGGCUACAAUCCAGACAGGUGAUGGGAGCUUUGCUAGUGUAUAAAAAAAGAUAUAUUUCUUUUGUUUCUUAUGGGUUUUUGCCGUGGACGUCCUGCAUUGUUUCACCAUUUUUUUUGUAAAUAAAAGCACUUUCAUGUCUUGCAACUUAAGCCAUCGUGUUAGCGACUUUUUUUGUCCGGAUUCCCAACGCUCUCCGUAACAUAUGGUGUCAGAAGUGGGAUGGCCAGUCGCAAAACCGACCGUGCUUUUAAAAAACGACCGGGAUUAAGGUCACAAUGGACGAAGCCUGAGAUGGAGCAGGAAGAUGACUGGGAGACAGCAGUGACGUCAGAGGAAGAACUGCCUGGUUUUGAGUCACAAAGGGCAAAACCAAAAACUAGGCGGCUGAAGUCCGGGCAAGAGCUGGAAGGGAGUCCCUCGAACACUGAAGUAAUACAUCUUUUCAGGGAAUUUUUAGCCGCUCAGCAGAGGAGGGAUGAUAUCCUCCAGGAGGAGCUUCGAGGCCUACGGGGCUCACUGGAGGCUUCCCGUUUACCUGUUUUACAGACAUCCCCAGUCGGGCCUUCCGCCGCAACAGAGGGUGGGAGCCCUAGCCCUAGACUGGAACUUCCAACUCCGCGCCCCAGAAGGGAAGGCCCACCAGACAAUACUGCCUUUGGGCAAUCAUUGACUUCUUCCCCAAGCAGGCUGGGUAAUCCUGCUGUGGGUCCAUCAGCAGUCCAGCGUAAGGAGCCUAAGAUGCCAGUGUAUCAACAUGGUGAGGACAUUGAAAAUUACCUUUUACGUUUUGAACGUAUGGCAAGAACAUGGCAGUGGCCAAAGGAGGAGUGGGCCUAUAGAUUAAUCCCCCUGUUGACCGGGAAAGCCCUGGAGGCCUACACAGCCAUGGAUGAAGAUCGUUCCAACUGCUACCCAGACCUGAGGGAGGCACUGUUGGUCAAAUUUGACAUCUCCCCCGAAACCUAUCGACAACGGUUCCGAGCAACGUCAACACCACCUGGGGAGACACCGACUGAGACAUACCAUCGACUGAGAGGCCUCUACCGUCGCUGGGUGAGGCCUGAACGAAAGAAUAAGGACCAGUUAGGAGAGACCAUCAUUCUGGAGCAGCUCCUGCAGGUGUUUCCUCCAGACAUCAGGAUGUGGGUGAGGGAGCAUGAACCGGAAGAUGGUCUGACGGCAGCAAAAUUGGCCCUAAAGUUCCUGAAUGCUCGGAGGGGAGCCACAUCACGUCCAACACGAGGGGAUACCAGGGAGAACAUCGGCCAUCGAGACAACUUUGAAGGAAACUCCUGCCUCGUGAAACCCGGUACUCCACAAUUGAGAAGGAGUGUCUGGCAAUCAAGUGGGCAUUGGACAGCCUCAGAUACUACCUUCUUGGGCGGGAGUUUGACCUCCAAACAGACCACAGAGCCCUGACCUGGAUCCAGACAAUGAAGGACCGCAAUGCCAGGGUGACAAGGUGGUACCUGGAACUGCAACCUUUCAAAUUCUUUGUGCGGCACAAGGCAGGCAAGGAAAACAUCACAGCAGACUACCUGUCUAGACUGCCAAACAUCCUUGCUGCAGGAGAGGAGGGUGGUAAUGUGACAAAGGCCCUGUCACGGUUGGACAGCACAUGGUAAACCAACUUAGGUCACUAAGCACCCAGACAAUUACUUUGCAGUCACACUUUCAUACAUAUCGUUUAGUAACACUGUUACCAAAUAUACCACAUUACUUCAGUUUAGUUUAGUCAGUCCAGUUUAUUUAUUUCAGUCAUUUCUGAUUUACAACAAACCAUGUUACUUAACCAUUACCUCAACCUCAUUCUCCUCUCCAGUCCCUGGGUCUGAACCAGAGCUGAAGCAAAGUGCUGCCUCAUAUAGGGCCUACAGCAAUCACACACAGGUGUGCUGAGGGUGGGAGAAACCAUGUGUCUGGGUCAUAGGUGAGAUAAAUGUUCUAGUUGGAAAUGUGUGUAAGUUUUGAUGUCUUUCAAAGUGAGAUAAGUGAUUUGUUGAAUAAUCAGUUAUUUGGGUAUUUGUUUAUUGUAGAAACUAGCAGUGACAUUCUCGAUUCAUGUACAUGGUAACGUAUUGGAAAGGUAAUUGAGGCAAUUAAGAGUUGGUAGCUCUAGUGGGAGGGGCUUAACACAUAUAAGCCUCUCGCCACUUAAGCGUGGGGGGAGUCUGAGGGUGGCUACAAUCCAGACAGGUGAUGGGAGCUUUGCUAGUGUAUAAAAAAAGAUAUAUUUCUUUUGUUUCUUAUGGGUUUUUGCCGUGGACGUCCUGCAUUGUUUCACCAUUUUUUUUGUAAAUAAAAGCACUUUCAUGUCUUGCAACUUAA
Molecule: messenger RNA, 2915 nt
Organism: Perca fluviatilis (European perch)
Lineage: Eukaryota; Metazoa; Chordata; Actinopteri; Perciformes; Percidae
Exons: 2
Coding region: 807-2006 (399 amino acids)
Source: RefSeq, a predicted model, not a curated record